Orbilia oligospora ATCC 24927 is the source of this 2955-nucleotide messenger RNA. RefSeq lists its product as uncharacterized. Lineage: Eukaryota; Fungi; Ascomycota; Orbiliomycetes; Orbiliales; Orbiliaceae. Bases 1 to 2955 code for a protein of 984 amino acids. The transcript is spliced from 3 exons. Gene Ontology annotation, cellular component: Atg1/ULK1 kinase complex; extrinsic component of membrane; cytosol. Gene Ontology annotation, biological process: protein localization to phagophore assembly site; mitophagy; autophagosome assembly. The record is from RefSeq and is a predicted model, not a curated record.
AUGCAAAAGAAUGCCUCAAAAGAACCCGUGACAUCCAAACCUAUCCAACAACAACAGCCAGACCCAGCAGCGGCAAGUAGCUCUCGCCGGCUCUCAAUAGAGGCAGCAGCAGGCCCUUCUCGAAGAUCUUCGAUCCAAAGCGCCAUGGAGUCAGACAUCCGGCAACCGAGGCUGCACCAGCACCGACUAUCACUUGGGCAGAUACCCCAAGAGGACUUCUCCGGGACCUACACCAGAGGAUCAACACAACAGGUAUCCCACUCAAGAUCGAGUUCUGGAAAUGUACAAAGCACAUCAGCCAGUGGAAGCCCGGUAUCAUACGGCGGUACGCAAGGCAGAACCACAAUCCAAAGAGAAAGCACUGGCGGCGGCGGCGGUUCGGACUCUAAUUCCAGCUCGGGUGGUGCCCCGCAAGGCAGCGAUCAAAAGGCCAUGGAAUCCGAACGGGGACGACUCAACCAACUUAUGACGGUUCGAUCACCACUCCUAGAUGAAAUACUCGAAAGUUCUAGCCAACUAACGAAUUCCGGUUUCUUGCAGAAUUUCUUCUUGAAGUUUUGUUUGGUUAUAUUCAAUGUUGAGUUAGAAGAAACGGACGUCUUCCGGGAAGAUCUACGACCUUGGAAAUACGCCGAAGCCUACGAGAACAGGCCGCCGCCUCUGAUAAUCGAAACAUACAUCGACGCCGAAGAAUUAACUCCAAACCAAACUUUAGUAAUAUUAGACGACAACGAACGGAGACACAAUGUAGAGACAACUUUGCUCGCCUUUAGGAAUUGGAGACGAGGUAACCCAUUGAAUUCAAAGAAGGAAGUCGUCCUAGAGAGGUGGAGGGUUGAUUUAAGCCCACCAAUCGGAGAGUCUGGGCCAGAAUUAGCAGUCGUGUAUAAGAAGAGCAUCGUACUCUUUAGAUCUUUAUACUCUUAUGCCAGACUACUGCCAUCAUGGAAACUCCAGAAGAAGCUUGCCAAGGGUAAUAAGAGUAACCUACGGAUCUGUUGCAGGGUUGUGAACGGCGAUACGACUCCGAUACCCCAACCUGAUCCACUAGAGAUUGCAUUGAUUCCCCGAGAAACCAAUGUUACCAAUAGCUUCCAGUUCGGAGCUGUUGAUUCUCCGGCUGGUACCUUCACCGUCAAGGUCGACUAUCGACGACAAUGUGAAUUUCGGGUAGACGACUCGGAGGCUUUGUUGAGCUCGCAUUUCCUUAAUCUGGAUGAACAUUACUUCAAACCUUCUCUCCAUCAAAGAGCCCCUUCACAACCUGUCAAUCUUCCAUCUAGAGAACCAGGGUCACUUCCCUCUCAUAACCUCAAUUUAGUGCAAAGAGGGGACCCAAGUUUGGCCUAUGGCAGCCUAACAUCCUUCCACCAAGUCUCAGGUGGUGUGAGCCAAAGCCCGAUAUCCGCAUUAAGAAACCUCCAUAUUAGUGGUGGAUCAUCAGCAGGGUCGCCUAGCGAGGUAGCUUCGAUAGCCGCCCGUUCCGCUCAUGGAUCUAAGGCAUCCUUGAGAUCUGAAUCUGGCGUUCAACGAAGACCCUCGGUAUCAUUCAUGCAACCCUUCAAAAAUCCCCCGGUUUCAGCCUCUCCAUCACCAGCAGAACAGUAUGGUCACUCGCCACGGACAUCCCUCACCCGAAUGUCGCAGGUGGGCGUCGCGGUCCCUGCAAGGCAGCGUCCUACGACAGGAACAAUGUCUCCUUCCUCUCUGAAAUCAAGUAUUCCAGCCGAAGCACCAACUUCGAAUCCCGCGACACCAGGAGUUCGUUAUAGCAGUAGCUUUGGUAAUAGGCGGCCUCGACACUCCUCGGGUGCUAGCAAAACUGAAGAUGAUAAUAAUAGCAGUGGGAGGGGAAGCCUUGCAUCCUCAGCUGCGGCUCCGGGCUCAGGAUUCGUAGAAGCAUCAGCAGUAAAUUCCGGGAUAAGCGAGGAGGACCGAAGCCUUACCGAUUUCAUGAAUAUGCUUGACCAGAAACAGCCUCUGAAGAUCUUUGAUAGCUUCUCCGAAUCAUCGGGAAGGCGAGCCGUUGCGGCACUUGGGAAGUAUCAAAAGAUGAGGGACUCAAACGCUGCGCUUCAGGAUUCAAUGUCAUCCUCUCUGUUACUCCCUCAACAGCCGACAAGCAACCCAUCUUCCGUUGGUAGAACUCAGCCUGGAGGCCCGCCUGCAUUAUCAGGUAACUCAGUAUCAACAUCAUCCUCCCCAGGGAAAGCAGUUUCGCCCCACACGCCAGCUAUCCCAUCUCGGCUCCAGCAAAAUGAGACAAUCGUGCAUGAACAACCCGAGAACCCCAGCUCAUUAGACGAACGGCUUGCACAAAUAUCGCCUCCAACCUUUAAUUACCUCAGAAGGCCAACGGAGUCAGACCCAGCUCCUUCGGCACAAACCACUUCUACAACCGCCACAACAUCACCCAUGAACAUUCCGUCGUCACCUCGAUUCGUCCAGGUUCGCCGAUCCAAUUCAGUUUCCCAGGAACAGACUGAGGAAGAUGGCGCUGGUCGUUUCCAGAGCCUUCGACAGAUGAUAGGGCCCGUGGAAAGGCCCACAAGCAUAGAUAAUUUGGAUCGUUCUCCGCCUUUUAUAUUGGCAGACGAUUCCCUAACAACACGCGCGCCUGGUUUGGCCACUGGUGAAUCCGGUGCUCUAAGGCAAACGACAGCUGCCACUAGUCUUAGCGGGAGCUCACCCGGAAACAGAGCUGGUGCAUCCAGGACUGCAUCAAGCGAUCGAGCACCCGCUUCUGCAUUCCAAGGCAGACGACCAUACAGAUCUUCUGUUACCCCUCGGGCACCAGUCGAUGGUCGAACCCCAAGCGAAAACCGCGGAAUGUUUCCCUCGGAUGACGACCUGCUCUUUGACUUCAGCGAAGGAGAUGUGGUACAAAGACGUAGUUUGGAUCGAAGCCGAGGCAAUAGCCAUGGAGGCGACAGCCGAGGUGGGCGCGGUAAUUAA